AUGGCCAACAAUUGUACUUGUACUCUUACAGGAUCAUCCCCUCAUCAUCAUGAACAACACCUUCCCGAGCCACCAAUUCUUGAUACGAUUCUUGAUCAUAUCGGAAAUACACCGAUUGUGAGAAUUAAUCAGAUCACAAAAUCCGAAGGAAUCGAAUGUGAAAUAUUGGCAAAAUGUGAAUUUUUCAAUUCCGGUGGAUCCGUAAAGGAUCGUAUUGGUAAACGUAUGAUCGAAGAAGCUGAAAAGGCGGGGAUUAUUAAACCAGGAUAUACAAUUAUUGAACCAACUUCUGGGAACACCGGAAUUGGUCUUGCGUUGACCGCUGCCAUAAAAGGCUAUCGAACAAUUAUUACACUUCCAGAAAAGAUGAGUCAGGAAAAGGUUGAUGUUCUUAAGGCUCUUGGGGCAGAGAUUGUUCGUACACCAACAGAAGCAGCAUGGGAUUCACCCGAAUCUCAUAUCGGAGUUGCUAAGAGACUUAACAAAGAAAUUCCCAAUUCUGUAAUUUUGGAUCAAUACUCUAACCCAUAUAACCCUAUUGCUCAUUAUGAUCAUACAGCUGAAGAGAUCUUAAUCUCUUGUGAUGGGAAGCUUGAUGUACUUGUAGCGGGAGCUGGUACAGGAGGAACGAUUACGGGAAUAGCCAUGAAAUUAAAAGAGAGAUGCCCCACCGUUAAGAUUAUAGGCGUAGAUCCUUAUGGGUCCAUUCUCGCUCAACCAGAAGAUUCAAAUUUAUCAGUCGCUCCAUAUCUAGUUGAAGGAAUUGGAUAUGAUUUCGUUCCAGAUGCACUUAAUCGUACUUUAGUUGAUGAUUGGAUUAAAACGAACGACAAAGAUUCAUUCAUUUAUGCGCGUCGUUUGAUUCGUGAAGAAGGAAUUCUUUGUGGGGGAUCAUCUGGUUCAGCGAUGUUUGCGGCAAUUCAAGUCGCCAAAUCUCUUAAAAAGGGGCAAAGGGUUGUUGUGAUAUUACCGGAUUCCGUUCGAAACUACAUGACGAAAUUCUUGAAUGAUGAUUGGAUGAAAGAACAUGGAUUUGUUGAUGAGACCAUCAAGAAAGAGGAGGAAACAAAAAUUCAACAAUGGGGAGGAGCUACUAUUAAAGAUCUAAAUUUAAAAGUGGCCAUCACUAUUGAUUCGCAAGCAACAUGUAGGGAAGCUAUUGAAAUACUUGAACAAAAUGAAUUUGAUCAAUUACCGGUUACUUCCUCACCAAAUAAAAAAUUGGUUGGAUUAGUAACUCUUGGUAAUUUAUUGGCCAGAAUAUCUAGAGGAAGGGCAACACCUGAUUCUCCCGUCAAUGAUGUAAUGUUUAAAUUUAUUAGAGCAAAGAACUUUGAAGAGUUCACAACCGAUAUACCCUUGGAGAAAUUGACCAGAUUCUUUGAGAAGCAUAGUUCGGCUGUUAUCACAGAACGUAAAAAUGAUGGUGUACUUGUUCCAAAACAUGUAGUUACCAAAAUAGAUUUAUUAUCUUAUUUAGUUAAAGCUUGA
Funneliformis caledonium is the source of this 1491-nucleotide messenger RNA. Lineage: Eukaryota; Fungi; Glomeromycota; Glomeromycetes; Glomerales; Glomeraceae. The record is from the annotation of a GenBank genome assembly.